Molecule: messenger RNA, 1928 nt
Organism: Nycticebus coucang (slow loris)
Lineage: Eukaryota; Metazoa; Chordata; Mammalia; Primates; Lorisidae
Gene: NABP2
Product: nucleic acid binding protein 2
Exons: 7
Coding region: 955-1590 (211 amino acids)
Biological process (GO): double-strand break repair via homologous recombination; mitotic cell cycle checkpoint signaling; response to ionizing radiation
Cellular component (GO): SOSS complex
Molecular function (GO): DNA binding
Source: RefSeq, a predicted model, not a curated record
GAAUGCCAGUUUUCCCAGAGGCCCUGACCAAGCUGAGUAGUGCAUUAAAGAUGAGGAUUAAAGGAGUGGAAAUGUAUUUAUAAGUGCCCAUUGUGAGCGAGGCACUGCUUUUUAUAUAAUUUCUGUUUUCCCAUCUGUAAAAUGGAGGGAUGUACUUAAGAAUUGUGGAGAAAAAAGCCGGGGUUCAAACUUUUUUGUCGAAUUCCAAAGCCUUUGGUCCUUUUUCCACUGUCAAACUCCUUGGAGAGAAACAUUCUACCGUCUGAAUGCCUUCUAGCCAAAUCGGGAAAAAUUAGGGUCUCUGGCGCCCCCUGGUGGUAGUUCUUCCCAGCCCCCACAAAGCGCUAACUACCUCCGAGUUUCCUUUAAUACCUGAAAUUCUCCCUCUUUGCGGCGCAAGAGUCUCGGUUCCCGAUUGGCUGUGCGGGGCAGGCGGCGGGACGCAGGGCGCACCCGGGCAGUGCUGAUUGGCCGGGGGAGGCCAGCCAGGGGAAACUUCCGGUAAUGCCUGCAUUCCCGCGUUCCAUCUGGCAGCAUCCGGAGGUAGCAGGGCUUGUGGCUCCCCCUGCGGGCUGCUCAGCUGGUGCACAGCCUGGCCGAUUGGCUGGGUGGGUGGUGGGCUGUAGGUGGGGUCGGAGAUGGACCAAGGUCCCGACUUGUCCCGAUGAGGGUUCGGGAAGGUUUGGCCAGGAAAAUUCUAUUCCCGGCUUUGCACCAGAUUCCUUAUUUCUGUCUCCGUCGGCUCCCCCACUUUGGUGCUUACACUAAAAGAGCAUCCCGGCAGGGGGUCUUCCUGCUUCGAAGCAGCCUAUCCAGAGACCCCCAGAUUGUGAUCCUGAAGUUGGAGGCCUCUGGGGAAGACUAUUUCUGUCCUUUUAGGACAGAAGGAUCAGAGGAGUUGAGGCUGCCUGACCCGAGCCUGGUGUGAUAGUGGGGCCUAGAGGCUUGGGCAGCAUGACGACCGAGACCUUUGUGAAGGAUAUCAAGCCUGGGCUUAAGAAUCUGAACCUUAUCUUCAUUGUGCUGGAGACAGGCCGAGUGACCAAAACAAAGGACGGGCAUGAAGUUCGGACCUGCAAAGUAGCAGACAAAACGGGCAGCAUCAAUAUCUCCGUCUGGGACGACGUGGGCAACCUGAUCCAGCCUGGGGACAUUAUCCGACUCACCAAAGGGUACGCUUCAGUGUUCAAAGGUUGUCUGACAUUGUACACUGGCCGUGGGGGCGAUCUGCAGAAGAUUGGAGAAUUCUGUAUGGUUUAUUCUGAGGUUCCUAACUUCAGUGAGCCAAACCCAGAGUAUAGCACCCAGCAGGCACCCAACAAGGCGGUGCAGAACGACAGCAGCCCUACGACUCCCCAGCCUACCACGGGACCCUCUGCCACUUCUCCAGCCUCUGAGAGCCAGAACGGGAAUGGACUGAGUGCCCCACCAGGACCUGGUGGUGGCCCACAUCCCCCUCACGCUCCCUCUCAUACCCCUAGCACACGAAUCACUCGAAGCCAACCCAACCACACACCUGCAGGCCCUCCUGGCCCCUCUAGCAACCCUGUUAGUAACGGCAAAGAAACCCGGAGGAGCAGCAAGAGAUAGCAAGACCCUCUUCCUUCCCGCCAUCAGCCAUGUCCAAGUGUCUCUGCCAGCGAACAAGACAGCCUUCUACUGGGCUUCUGGCUUUGGGAUUGGGGUAGAGGGGAACAGCAUUUUAGGACCUAAACUUCACUGGAGGGGUGGUGAGCAGUGGCCUUAUCCUCCCUAAGGCCGUACUCUCCCAGCAUCCAGCUGAAGCUGCCUAUCUCCUGGGAUUCAGGACCCUCUGCCUGCCUUCCUUCCUCUUUAGAAACAACAGUUACAAUCUGUUUCUUCUGUGUGUAAUUGGGGGUUUAAAUUGGAAUCUCUCCUUCCUAAUAAAUGUUACCACUCUGUGCUGA